Molecule: messenger RNA, 799 nt
Organism: Pyricularia oryzae 70-15
Lineage: Eukaryota; Fungi; Ascomycota; Sordariomycetes; Magnaporthales; Pyriculariaceae
Product: cytochrome c oxidase assembly protein COX19
Exons: 3
Coding region: 313-618 (101 amino acids)
Biological process (GO): mitochondrial respiratory chain complex IV assembly
Cellular component (GO): mitochondrial intermembrane space
Source: RefSeq, a predicted model, not a curated record
UGCGACUUGCAGGAAAAGCGGCGCGCAACCAACCGUGCAUAAGGCAGGAAGACAGGCUCCAUCUCUCGUGCGAGAACAGACAACCGACAGACAGCCCGGAGCAAAACGGACAGUCAAGAGCUGACCUCACCAAUGUUGGGUCUAUUCAGUCACCUGGAUCCACAGUAUUUAAAUCGAUUUUACUCCAUUCUGCUGCUUUUGAUGCCAGUUCGCUGAAGAGCUUCGCAAGACCAACCCAAGUGUGCCGACUCACGACGCCGAGGUGAUCUAUUGAAAUUUUGAAGCAGUUUCUGGUGUACUCUAUCAGUUGCCAUGAGUGCUUUCGGUGGACCAGGCGGUGGCCAAAUAAACCAGAAGCCCAUCCCACCACAACGGGGUAGCUUUCCUCUAGAUCACGAUGGCGAGUGCAAGCAUGUCAUGACUUCAUAUCUUGCUUGCAUGAAAAAGGUCAGGGGAGUCAACGACAACGAGUGUCGUGAGUUUGCCAAGUCAUACCUGGCUUGUCGAAUGGAUCACAACCUGAUGGCCCGAGAUGAGUUCAAGAACUUGGGAUUCCAAGAUGUUAAGGAUAGUUCAAAUAAGGGCGACCCAGCGAAAAAGGGUGAGCUGCGUUGGUAGCAAACACCACAAGGCGCCCAUGUCGAUAUUUUAUUGCGUUCCAACUAUAUGGGGUUUUGCCCUCAUCAAUGGACGUACCUGUAAUACUAGGAUAUAUGUGCAUCAAAACAAUUGUUACAAUACCCAAGAUCCACACACACAUCAAAUUCACGUUGGUUGAUCGUUUGAGAGAGGUGGUCGG